Molecule: messenger RNA, 996 nt
Organism: Rotaria sp. Silwood2
Lineage: Eukaryota; Metazoa; Rotifera; Eurotatoria; Philodinida; Philodinidae
Source: the annotation of a GenBank genome assembly
AUGACAACGACAGACAAUAAAAUUUUAACAUCAGCUAUUGAAACAUAUCGUCAUUAUGCUGGUCAACCAACAUUAUCUGAUAUUGAAUCAUGUAGUCAAGAUUCUAAUGAUGAAAUUCUUCAUUUAACACCUUAUUUUUCAACAAUGGAUCUUGUUAAAUUAGAAGAUUUAACUUAUACACGUUCAUUUACUUAUUCAUUAAAAAAUCGUCAACUUUUAUUUACAAGUAAUAUAACACCAAUUAAUAAAAAUAUUGUCCGUCGUCUUGCUUCACCUGAUGGUCAAUAUCUUGCAUUAGUAACAAAAGAAACUAAAGGUGAACAAGAUUUAUAUUAUGUACAAAUUUGGCAUGAUGAACAUUUAAUAUUUGGUUAUGAAGCAAAUGAUACUAAAAUAUCACCACAUGGUAAAAUUUUACCUAAAAAUGAUUAUGGAAGUUUUUUUGAAUGGAGUCCAGAUUCACGUCGAUUAGUUUUUACAGCUGAAGAAAAACGUAAACCAUUAAAAUCUUAUUUUACAGCUGAUAAACUUGAUGAUAUUGGUGAACCUGCUAGUACUUAUCGAGAAAAUUGGGGUGAACAAAUGGAAUUAUUUGAAACAUCAAUUGUAUGUAUAUUUGAUCUUGAUACAAAACAAGUUAAAUUAAUUGAAAAUCAACCAAAAGAUUUAUAUUUUGGUCAAUGUACAUGGACAACAAAUCCAGAUGAAUUUAUUUUAGUUGCAUUUCGUAUUGAACCAUAUCGACUUGGUUUAAUUUUUUGUGAAAAUCGACCAACAGCUUUAUUUAAAUGUAAUUGGCGUAAUAAUCAAUGGAUACAAUUAACAGAUUUUGAUCAAUUAUGUCGAUUAUUUCCACGAUAUUUACCAAAAAAAGAGAAUGAAUUUGUUUAUCUUCAAACUGAUAUUUAUCGUGCACAUGCACAAUGUAAACGAUUAGUACUUUUUAAUACGGAAACAAAACAAGAAAAAAUUCUUAUCGAUAGAAUAGAUAAGUAA